Molecule: messenger RNA, 620 nt
Organism: Teleopsis dalmanni
Lineage: Eukaryota; Metazoa; Arthropoda; Insecta; Diptera; Diopsidae
Exons: 2
Coding region: 57-431 (124 amino acids)
Source: RefSeq, a predicted model, not a curated record
UUAAAAACAUUUUGGCUUUUAUACUACUAUUUUGGCUCACUGCAAAAUUCUGUCAAAUGUCGUCUCCAGUUGAAGAACCCGCAAGCAAUGAAAUUGAAGCAACCAAUACUAAAGUCGCAAUUGAGGUCUUAGACGAUGAUAUUGCUUCAACUGAAAGUAGAGAGAUAUUUGCUCAAAACAUACAAGAUCUUGAGAGAGAAAUUUUGACAUUAAGAGAACAUGUUAAUGAACUUGUAGAAGAAAUUGCUGAGCUGAAACGGCAGAAAAAAAAUAAUUUAACCGAAAUACUGAGCACCAUCGAUUUGUUGGCAUGGCAAAGAAUAAAAGAAGUAACACAAAAAAAACCUGUUGAUAUAAUGCUUCUUAUGGAAGUGCUGAAGGAAUUUGGAUUAGUCGAAGAGAGUAUCACCUCUUCCAGUACCAAAGCCUAAGUAUAUAAUUUUAGUACCAACAUUAGUGACGGAAAAGAGAACGCUAAAUGGAGAACGUCAUAUAAUCCAAAUUAUAUGUGGCAUAUUUUUUAGUAGUUAUUUUAGAUAUGUUUUAAGAAUAUAUAAAAUUUGGAGGCGACAUUAACUAAAAAUUGAAAUACAUCUAAAAUAUUAACUGGGAAUUCAUAA